This is a messenger RNA of Brassica napus (rape), 3609 nucleotides long. RefSeq lists its product as uncharacterized. The transcript is spliced from 2 exons. Bases 1 to 3609 code for a protein of 1202 amino acids. Gene Ontology annotation, molecular function: nucleic acid binding; RNA-DNA hybrid ribonuclease activity. NCBI's taxonomy places the organism in Eukaryota, Viridiplantae, Streptophyta, Magnoliopsida, Brassicales, Brassicaceae. The record is from RefSeq and is a predicted model, not a curated record.
AUGGGGCAUGGUGCGGGAGGUUUAGCUUUACUCUGGAAGGAAAGAGUUAAAGUGGAAGUCAUUGAAGCAAAUGCUAACCUGAUCGAUACGGUAGUGGAAUAUGAGGGCAAGAGCUUCUUCUCCUCGUUUGUGUAUGCUGACACAGACUAUAUUAAGCGCCGCGAGUUGUGGACUUAUUUGAUAUCAGUAUCAGAUGCUAGAGAUGCCCCCUGGUUCAUUACAGGAGAUUUCAAUGACAUUUUAAAUGAAACUGAGAAAGAGGGGGGACUACAAAGACCUGAAAGCUCCUACAAUGAUCUUCGAACCUUUUACUCAGAAGGAGACCUAUAUGAUCUUCAGUACUCGGGGGAUCCUCUCUCUUGGCGAGGGCAGCGAGGUGAUUAUUUGGUCCGAUGUAGGCUUGAUAGAGCUGCUGCCAACUCCAAUUGGGCAGAGCGCUUCCCUACAGCCAGAAGCGUGUAUCUUACAUACGAAGGAAGUGAUCAUAAACCUAUUGCCUCCAUUUUCGAACCUGAGAAGAAACGGAGAAGGGGCGUCUUUCGUUUUGAUCGACGACUGCGAGAUAACCCUGAAGUUCAGGAACUGAUCAAAACCACGUGGAGGGAAGCUCGUAAUAAGUCAGUCACCCAGCGUAUAGCCCUUACCCGAAGCGCAAUCUCCUACUGGAGUAAGAAGCAACAACGUAACAGUAGACUUGCUAUCGAUAAGAUGAAGGAGGCUCUGGAAGCAGCCGAAACGGACAUGGCAAAUGAUACAAACCUCAUCCAGAAAAUUAACUCUGAACUGCAAGAAGCCUACAGGAAAGAAGAAGAGUAUUGGAAACAGAGAAGUCGCUUACUGUGGCUCCGAUUGGGAGAUAGAAACUCAGGCUUCUUUCAUGCUAUUACCAGAAAUCGUAAGCGGAUCAAUGCCUUCUCUGUUCUCGAGGAUGCAUCAGGAGAGUUGGUUUACACGGAGGACAAAAUCAGCAAAGCUAUAGAAAUUGUGGAGGAGAUACAAGCUUUCUUUGCUACUGGUUCUCUCCCGAACAGAGUAAAUGAGACCUUUAUCCGAUUGAUACCGAAGAUACAGUCUCCGAAAUCAGUGGCUGACUAUCGACCGAUAGCCCUGUGCAAUGUAUACUACAAAAUUGUCUCUAAGUUGCUAUCCAAGAGACUGCAGCCUCUGCUUCCAUCUAUUGUCUCAGAAAACCAGUCCGCUUUUGUUGCCGGUAGAGCCAUCUCAGAUAAUGUCUUAAUCACGCAUGAGGUUUUGCACUAUCUGAAGACUUCUGACGCUGAGAAGAGAUGCUCAAUGGCGGUCAAGACCGACAUGAGCAAAGCCUAUGACAGAUUAGAGUGGAACUUUAUUGAGCAUGUUCUGCUGAGAUUGGGGUUUCAUCGCCGAUGGGUUACUUUGAUCAUGGCUUGCGUGACUUCAGUUACAUACGCCUUCCUCAUCAACGGCUCGCCUAGAGGAAGAGUUAAACCGAGUAGGGGAAUCCGGCAAGGAGACCCACUCUCACCAUACAUCUUCAUAUUGUGUAGUGAAGUUCUCUCGGGACUAUGUAACAAAGCCCAAGAAAAUGGUCGUCUAAAAGGAAUCCGGGUUGCGCGAGGGUGUCCUCAAGUAAACCAUCUACUUUUUGCGGACGAUACUAUGUUUUUCGUUCGAGCAACUGAGACCAGCAGUUUAGCCCUCAAGGAGAUUUGGCAAAAAUAUGAAGCAGCUUCCGGUCAGUCCAUAAAUGUAGCAAAAUCUUCGGUAACCUACUCCAAGCUAACUCCGGAUGCGCUGAAAGAAAGGGUUGCAGACAUAUUGCAAAUUCAUGGUGAGGGAGGAGUUGGCAAGUAUCUCGGCCUCCCCGAGCACUUUGGGCGCAAAAAGAAAGAUCUCUUCAACUCAAUAGUUAGUAGAAUUGUACAAAAGGCAAAGAGCUGGGCUAAUCGGAAACUCUCUACCGCUGGAAAGUUAACGAUGCUACAGAGUGUCCUCUCACCCAUUCCUUCAUACUCCAUGACAUGCUUUGAGCUUCCUGCAUCACUGAUUAGAAGAAUCCAAUCGGCCCUCACCCGCUUUUGGUGGGAUGGACCGGAUGGGAAUAAGAAGAUGGCAUGGGUGUCGUGGGACAAAAUGAAACAACCUAAAUCUCUGGGUGGACUGGGGGUGAGAGACUUUGAAUGUUUUAAUGAUGCUUUCCUGGCCAAGCUUAGCUGGCGGCUCAUCAAUAACCCCUCUUGCCUGCUCAGUAGAGUUUUGUUUGGAAAAUAUUGUCAUGAGGAAAGCUUCCUUACAGUGCAACAAGCUUCAUCGGUCUCCCACGGGUGGCAUGGGAUCCUGGUAGGGAGAAAUUUGGCGCUUAAGCAUGCGGGUUGGGUGAUUGGUGACGGUGCUUCAGUUGGAGUUUGGGACGAUGCAUGGCUGAGUCUCACCCAACAGGAGCGACCAAUGGGACCAGCAAAUGAAGACAGCUUAUCCCUUACAGUGUCAGACCUUUUCCUGCCAAACACGCGGGAAUGGGACAGCGAAGCUAUUCAACGAUGGAUCCCCUUUGAAGAGGAGAGAAUCAAGCUCAUUAAACCGAGUACUACCGGGGCUCCGGAUAAGCUGGUUUGGCUGAAGACAAAAUCUGGCGCUUUCACUACUAAGUCAGGUUACUACGCCGCCCUGGAAGAAUGUGAUGAUGGCCAGUUUGCUAACUCAACUCUGAGUAACUGGCAUAGAGAUGUGUGGAGGCUACCAGUGGCGCCAAAGGUUAAGCUCUUCCUAUGGAAGAUCUUUCAAGGAGCUCUAGCAGUAGGAGAGAGACUGGUGGCACGCCAUAUAAACGUUGAUCAACACUGCAAAAGAUGCAAUGAGAUUGAAUCUACGAAUCAUCUUCUUCUUCAUUGCAGGUUUGCUAAGAAGGUUUGGGAGUUGGCUCCGCUUAGCACAGGCUUUGACCUUAGAGGAUUGGUAGAUUUGGCAGAGUUGUGGUCCGACCUUUGUAGAGUAGUCUCACUUCCCCCAGUCGGCCUACAAGCUGGGUCUUUGGUCCCAUGGAUUUUAUGGGCGAUCUGGAUAGCCAGGAACAACCUGAUUUUCAAUAACAAGACAUCAACCCCGGAAGAAACUAUUACCAAGGCGGUGGUUAUGGCCCGAGAAUGGUUCCUGGCCCAGGAAAAGGUGACACCACAUAAGAAGGAAAUACCCCUUCCUCUGAGGCUACCGGAAGGAACUACAGUAGUUGCGGUCGAUGCGGCGUGGAGGGGUGACUCGAAUACAGCAGGAUUCGGCUGGGUUAUGAAGCAUACAGGUAGUAAGGUUCAGUUUGAAACUGCAUCGAGAUCAGUCAGAUCUCCGCUUAGUGCUGAGGGCUUGGCCCUUCGAGCUGCGAUUAUGAAGUGUAAAGAGUUGGGAAUCCAGCAGGUUAUCUUCGAGUCUGACUCUACUCAACUGGUAGCAGCGCUCAAGCCGCAGUCGGCACCUCCGGAACUGUAUGGAAUAGUUGCGGAUAUCCUACAUUGUGCUGUUUCUUUCAAAUUCUGUUCUUUUAUUUGGAUUCCUCGUAGCAAGAACAGUGAGGCCGAUGUGUUGGCAAAACAUGCUCUGUUUUCUGAAAACUCUGUUUUGUACCCUUUGGGGUUUUAA